GGUAUUGAAAAAUAAAGGGAGAUUUGAUUAUAAUUUAUAAAUACUGUAGAUUUGAAGUUCAUACAACUGUUAUUUCUCCUGUACUUGUAAAUAAAAGAGGCCUACUUCACGCUUUAUGCAGGGACUCAGAAUUAUUAUCACCAAUAUAAUCCAACUAUCAUUGCAGAAAUUAUUUUAAAACAAAUUAUUAAAAAAAAGUGUUUUUUUAUGUAUGUACUGGUAUAUACUUUGCAGGUUCUCUGAUUCUGAUAUCAUAUUAUCGGACUCAUUAUGUUCACCCUCCUGAGGAGAGUCUCCUAAUGUUUUUAUAUCCGUGAUUAAGUACAUAGGCUUAGAUCACUACUCUAUAAAUACGGAGUUAAACCCGAAACCACACUUUGCAUCCCUCUAAAUCCAGUGAUAAGACAAAAGAGCUUGUCUUUUUUACUUUCUACUGUAGUAUCUAAUGUGGGGGACAAAAAUACUUGUGUUUCCUCUACACCCACAACUAAUGAACUAGUCCUUGAUUUCUUUUUAAGGGAACACAAUUUUUUUUGCUCCCCCCCUACCCACAAAGUCAUUUCCCUAUCUCCCUUCCCACCUCAUAUUAUCUCUCAUAGUUAGUUUACCUUAUGAUCAAUGGUUUUUCAUUAUCCUGAUGUCCAUGUCAGAAACAUGGGUGGCUUAGGAAGCCCUAAUUUAGUGCUCUUCUGCUCAAGAACUUGAUUAUUUGUUUUCUGAUGUAAAUGGAGUUAUCAGUAUGGUGAUUUAGACUGUAUACCGACAUCGGUCUGCAGUGGGGUCGUAAACAUAGCAAGUUGUGUGGAUAAAAAGGUUUAUUGAGUGGAUAUCAUUGUAGUUUGUAGGAAGAGGAAAGGGGUAAUGGAGUGGGACUCUAAAUCAUGUGCUUGGAAUGGUGUGAGUAAGGUGGAGUUUCAAGAUAAUGGUUACCAUCACCAUCUGGCUACGUUAGCAGGUUCGAGUGGCACCGGAAUUAGUAACAUGUUUUCAGUGGAUCUGAAGCUGGGAAGAUUGGGAGAUAUGAGAGAUCUAUCUAUGGAUACCUUAAAGAAUUCAAUGCCUUUGAAUAUGGCUUCUUCGUCGUCUCCUUCACCGGUUUUGGCGCUUUCAAAGAGGGGAAGGCCACGCAACAGCGGCGCCCAAAGUACUGUUAUUUGCUCGGUUGAUGGGUGUGCUUCUGACCUUAAUCAAUGCAGGGAAUAUCAUCGCCGCCAUAAGGUAUGUGAGAGGCACUCCAAGACGCCUGUUGUUCUUGUUGGUGGGAAGGAGCAACGGUUUUGCCAGCAGUGUAGCAGGUUCCAUUCCCUGGAAGAGUUUGAUGAGGUAAAGAGAAGCUGCAGAAAACGCUUGGAUGGACAUAAUCGUCGUAGGAGGAAAAGACAGCCUGAAACUUUUUACAUGCCUGAUUCUGCUGGUGGCGUUUUGUCAUCUCAUACAGCAGAUGGAAUGCUGCAGUAUUCCUGCCCCCAAAUGCAUACUGUAAAUUGGCCUACAAUGUCUCAGCAGCCUGAUUUGUACUUCCAAAAUAACCAAGAAACAAUAUAUCAGCCACUUCUGAAUGACGUUGCUCCAACCGGAAGUAGGAGAGGCGGCCUAAAGGUUUCACCUGAUAACUCAGGAUGUGCUCUCUCUCUUCUGUCAAGGUAUUCAUCCCAAUCGUCAGAUAUCCGUGUGGGACCUGCUAUGCAACCAACGGUUAUGAGUUCAGCAACAGCUCAAGGUAGCAGCACUUCUCUGCAUCUAAAUAACAGCUAUCAACUUCCCUGCUCUCAGGGUUUGGACGAUAUUGAGAGUUCAGCUUCACUCUCUAGCAGUUCCAACACCAAUGCUCCAAACAUUGGAGGAUUCCACACAGGCCAUGCAGGGUAUCGCGAAAACAGUUCUAGGAUUUUCCCAUUUGGUUGGGAGUAGUUAAGUCUAUAAAUACUCACUAUUUUAUAAUCAUGAAUGUUAAUUUUCUAUGAUUAUUUGUAUCAAGAUCCUGUGCUAUAAGAGGAUAUGAACUAACUUCCAUCUUCUCGCUUUCACUUGAUUCUUUAUGAGAGCUUUUCUUAUGUCUGGUGAUCUUUCUCUACUGUGGCUUUUGUCCUUAGACAUGUUGGAAACAAAGUUUUAUGAUUAUUUGCAUUAAUGUAUCAUCAGGUUAGUUUGUCCUUAGCUAUAGUGCUGCCGGGAAAGCUAAUAAAAGUAUUUCUUUGUUGCCCUUA
This is a messenger RNA of Chenopodium quinoa (quinoa), 2207 nucleotides long. RefSeq names its product squamosa promoter-binding-like protein 16. NCBI's taxonomy places the organism in Eukaryota, Viridiplantae, Streptophyta, Magnoliopsida, Caryophyllales, Amaranthaceae. The transcript is spliced from 4 exons. Bases 862 to 1911 code for a protein of 349 amino acids. Gene Ontology annotation, molecular function: DNA binding. Gene Ontology annotation, cellular component: nucleus. The record is from RefSeq and is a predicted model, not a curated record.